GGCUGAGAAAUAAACUAUAAUGAUGACGUGGCAUCCAUUUCUCGUUUAAAAGGAUCAAAAACUGAAACACCAAAGUACAUUCCAUGCCAGAUUGCCAACAAAGACAGUGAGAUUUAUCUCGGGCGUUUACCCAGAAACUUAAAGAAAAUGCAAGAAAAUACUGGUAAGGAUCCCGCCAUCAAGCUCUUCGGCAAGAAAAUACCUCUGAUGACUGACGGUGACCCUCCGCCGAUCUCCGCCGAGGACUUGCCUGCCUUGGAGAGAGUUGAACAAGGAGAAGAUGAAGAGAAAGCAGAGAAGGAUUUUACAGCAGGAAAAGUCCCUGAUAUUUCUGAAGAAGAUGAUGCUCCACUGCAGGAUACAGAGGAGCCUGCAGAUCCAGAAACAUCACCAGAGACUAAUGUGAACCCCAAAACACCCUCUAUCAAUGAAGAAUCUGCAAAAUCAAAGACUUCCAAGACAGAGAAAGAGCAGAAUGAUGCAAGCAACAAACAAGAGAAAACCCUCAAGAAGCCUGACAAAAUACUUCCGUGCCCUAGAUGCAAUAGCAUGGAUACCAAAUUUUGUUACUACAACAAUUACAAUAUCAACCAACCGCGCCAUUUCUGCAAAGCCUGUCAAAGAUAUUGGACUGCUGGUGGUACCAUGAGGAAUGUCCCAGUGGGAGCUGGACGUCGCAAGAAUAAGAACUCUGCCUCUCAUUAUCAUCACAUAACCAUUUCUGAGGCGCUUCAGGCUGCUCGUAUUGAGGCUCCUGAUGGAACACACAGCCCUGCACUGAAAACUAGUGGUAGAGUCCUUAGCUUUGGCUUGGAUGCACCAAUAUGUGAUUCCAUGGCUUCUGUAUUAAAUAUCGCUGAUAAGAAGGUUUUGAAUGGCACUCGAAAUGGCCUUCAUAACUUUGAAGAACAGAGAAUUCCAGCUCCUUGCAAUGGUAGAGAAAACGGUGAUGAUUGCUCAAGUGGAUCUUCUGUGACAGUUUCCAAUUCAAUGGGGGAAGGUGGCAGGACUUGCUUACAAGAACAUUUUAUGCAAAGCAUCAAUGGGUUUGCCUCUCCAAUCCCAUGCAUCCCUGGUGUUCCCUGGCCCUAUCCUUGGAAUUCUGUUUUGCCCCCUCCAGCUUUUUGCCCACCAGGAUUUCCCAUAUCAUUUUAUCCUGCCUUUUGGAAUUGUGGUAUCCCUGGUGGUUGGAACAUCCCUUUGGUGUCUCCUCAAUCAUCUUCUUCAUCAUCAAAUCAAAAGGCUCCAUCUGGUCCUAAUUCUCCUUUGGGAAAGCACUCGAGAGACGGGGACACACUUAAGCCAGAAGACCUGGAGAAAGAAGAGACGGCAAAGAAUAGAAAUGGACAUGUUUUAGUUCCUAAAAUUCUAAGGAUUGAUGAUCCAACUGAAGCUGCAAAAAGUUCUAUAUGGGCAACGCUUGGAAUAAAGAAUGAAACCCUUACUGGGGGAAGACUGUUCAAGGCCUUCCAACCAAAGAGUGAUGAAAAGAAGCAUGUUGCUGAAACCUCUCCGAUAUUACGCGCAAACCCUGCUGCCUUGUCUCGUUCCAUCAACUUUCAUGAGAGAUCUUGAAGUGGUGGCAUGCAGACCAUAAGAGCAAGGUCAAGUUCAACUCAUCUGUAUGUGGUUGCAUCACUCACUGCGAUCCUGAAUGGAUCAAUUUAAUCACUAGCUUCAUUGCAAACAAUGUUAGCAGCUAACUGACCGAUACAAGGAAGUAGAGGGGCAAGUUUCGGUUUUUGAAGGACUUAGGGAAGGUCUAGUGUGACUAAUUUUGUUUUUGUGACACUGCAAACAGAUGCCUCUUGUUUUACUUGGUUUUCUGGAUUUGUGUUCAUGUAAAUAUCCCUAUAUAUGUGAUGUACUGGGCUAGGGUUGUAUAAAAAUCUUUAGAUGUAGCAAAAAUCUCUGGAGGAACUGCUCUUAAGUUUUUCAUACUACAGCUAGAAAAUGGGAUAUUUUUUCUCCAUUUUCCAUGCUGUUCUGUACAAUAAACAAGAAGUCUUUCAAGCUA
Hevea brasiliensis (rubber tree) is the source of this 2017-nucleotide messenger RNA. RefSeq names its product cyclic dof factor 3. The transcript is spliced from 2 exons. Gene Ontology annotation, biological process: regulation of DNA-templated transcription. Gene Ontology annotation, molecular function: DNA-binding transcription factor activity; DNA binding. The record is from RefSeq and is a predicted model, not a curated record. The coding region runs from base 148 to 1575 and encodes 475 amino acids. Lineage: Eukaryota; Viridiplantae; Streptophyta; Magnoliopsida; Malpighiales; Euphorbiaceae.